AUGUCAUCGUCAGAGCCAGAGCAAGUCGGACCACCCAAGUUCAAACUAGCACAAGAGAGGGAACUAUACAAAUAUCUUAAAUUCAACGAAGUCCUCCAACCUGGCCCAAGCGUCCAUACAACACCUGAGAAUGUACGGAAUCAACAUACUGCCUAUAUUCCCCGAUCGUCGCCAGAUACCGCUUUGACGGCCUUCGCCCAGCUAGGAGUUUUAAGAUUGAAGGCUCGACGUGCCUUGAUCUCGCUUUUCGGUCGGGACCAACAGUAUGUCCUCGCAGAGGCCACUCAAACACUCAGUCUUCAAGAUCAUUCAGUGGAGAAUGAUCGAGAUGCUUUAUGGUUGGGUUGCUGCGUUGUCCCCAAGGAGCAUGGGAUAUGUCAACAAGUCGCUUCUCUGCCCCAAAUGAAGCCAAAAGAAGACAAACAUGUGGUCGAGGGAGGUAUAUACAUGGUACCGGAUCUGCGCGAAGAUGACCGGUUUAAUCAGUUGAACAUGGUCACCGGCACCCCCAAAGCAAGGUUCUAUGUAGGCGCCCCCAUAAUCAGUUCGAAAGGGAUCACCAUCGGAUCCUACUGCGUUAUCGAUGACGAGCCACGAUCCGGAUUGGACGCCCCGUUGAUAAAGUUCCUGCAAAAUAUGGCAUCGACUGUCAUGACCCACUUGGACAUGGCCCGAUGCAAAGCGGAACAUCAUCGUGCAGAGAGAAUGAUCGUUGGGUUCGGAAGUUUUGUGGAAGGCAAGGCGACGCUCCGUAAGGAGUGGGUACAAGACACUGGACUACGCCUGAAUGAACAGCAACAUGACGAAGGCCACCUGAAUGUUAUGCAGCAAAAUGCACAAAUCAAAUCCGGUCUACUCACAACUGUCCACACUCACCCCUCAUCGCCGCCGCAGCAGUCACAAGCUUCACGAAAUCAUUCUGAGAAGUUUGUAUCCUCCGAAUUGUCCAGUAUACCAUCAUCGAGCCCCUCCCCAGGGCCAUCUUCCUCAUCGUCAGCAACCCAGUCCGACAAGAGUUCAGACGCCAGUAUCGAUCAGAUAUCAAAUCUCAACAAAGCUGAAACGCAAACUAGUUUUUCCGUCCGAAGUACGGCAUCCACCGAAAAUCUACAAGAAGACAUGCUUUCUAUCGGAGUGCGCCAAGUAUUUUCGCGAGCAGCUAACAUCAUCCGAGAGUCAAUAGAAGUUGAAGGUGUGGCGUUCUUCGACGCAAGUAUUGGGUCUUAUGGUGGUCUCGUCAACGAUACGAAGCGAAAGGGGCCAGGCUCAGACAGUGGUACCUUGGAAAGCUCCAUGGGCAGCAGCGACGAUAGCACCGGGUCUGAUUCCCAGAAAAGCUCUACCGCAUCAGCUGGGAAUGACACCAUCCCAGAGAAUACGACCUUAUGUGAAAUCCUAGGCUUCUCGACUUCGACUACAUCCAGUAUCAACGAGGAAUCAAAAGGAAGACUUGCCCUCCGGGAAGCAUUGCUGAAGACCCUUCUGCGGCGCUACCCGCAGGGCAGGAUUUUCAAUUUCAGUGAAGAGGGAUCGAUGUCGUCUGACGAAAGCAGUGAUGGGCCUUGGAAUAGCUCGUUAGACCGUGAGGGCUCAAGCUCGGUCAACCUCGACCUCAUUGGUAAAAGAGCAAGAGGAAGCCGGAAAAAGACGCGCGGUGCCAUGCUCAAAGAGGAUGGAAAUGUCCUCAUUCGACUCUUCCCUGGAGCUCGCAGUAUCGCUCUCCUGCCCAUGUGGGAUUCACACCGAGCUCGGUGGUUCUCAGGCGCUCUGGUAUGGACAAACACACCUCGGCGUGUUUUCACGUCCGAGACCGAGCUUACAUAUCUUUCAGCCUUUGGAAACAGUAUAAUGGCGGAGGUGCAUCGUUUGGAUGUCGAGAUGUCGGAGAAGGCGAAAACAAAUCUAGUCAGCAGCAUCUCGCACGAAUUACGAAGUCCUCUCCAUGGCAUUCUUGGCACGUCAGAAAUACUUCGGGACACGGCGAUGAACGCACUUCAGCACGGAUUGGUACACACCAUCGAAUCGUGUGGGCGGACAUUGCUGGAUACGAUUAACCAUUUACUGGACUUCUCGAAGAUAAACAACUUCCGGAAGGAAGGAGGCAAAAAAGCUAUUCAUAAACGGAAGAGCCCUUCAAGACGACACAAAAACACCGACCCAUCACCUCACAGUAUAAAGCCUUCACGACGGACGCGGCAUAGCGGGAUGAUCAGUCUAAAGUCUGAUAUUCAGCUAGAUGCCGUUCUAGAAGAGGUGAUGGAAAGUGUCUUUGCAGGCUACAGUUUUUACCACAGCCCACAAAGAUCAAUGGCGAUAGACCGUCCGAAUCACAUGGCACUAGACGUCUUGGGGCCCGACCAGCAAUCGAGUCAGGUCAGCAUCAUCUUGGACAUCGAUGAAGCUGCCGAAUGGAGGUUUUCCACCCAAAUAGGUGCAUGGCGUCGGAUCAUGAUGAAUCUUUUCGGCAACGCCCUUAAGUACACCAACACUGGCUUUAUCUUAGUGAAGUUGACUGCGUCGCCUGUCACUCCUGCCAACGACGCCGUGCCUGGAGGACCUUCUGAUUUCAAGGUGACCCUGACGGUCAAAGAUACAGGUAUCGGGAUGAGCAUGGAGUAUCUGCAGAAUGGUCUGUUCACUCCAUUCACACAAGAAGACUCGCUUGCCCCUGGAAACGGACUCGGGUUCAGCAUUGUACACCAUGCAGUUCUGUCCAUGGGUGGUCAUAUCGAAGUCAGUUCACUCCGGGGUCGUGGUACCGAAGUCUCGAUUGAAGUCACCCUUACCCAUAUGCCCACACAAAUGACCAGAUCGAGUCUCUCCGAACCCGAGCCCCUUUUGAAAGUGAAACACCUUACACGUGGCGCGACCCUGGGACUCCUGGAGCUUGGAUCACCUGACAUCUCCGAUCGCGAUACAAUUCUCUGUACUUCUCUAGAGAAAUUGUGCAAGAACUGGUUCGAGAUGGAUGUCCGUGUCCUGACCCCAACAGACACUUCUUCCCCCGAAUACGAUUUCUAUGUUGUAGUGCAGACCGAUACCGAUUCAGUGAACACUUGGGAAUCAUGGUUGUUAAAGACCCAGAAUUCUUCCCAUGACAAUGCCAGCAAUCGAAGAGUUCCGAUUGUGGUGAUUUGUCGGUCGCCGGAGGCAGCACACCUCAUGUCUGUUGCAGCAAAUCAAUCGAAUCAGCAGGCUGUUGUCGAAUUUAUUAGCCAGCCCUGUGGCCCGCGCAAGUUGUCCAAAGCAUUCAACAUUUGCAUCAAGCGACAACAAGGCCAGGAACCUUUGACUGGGGGUAACUCUGAUAUAGAUCAACCUCAGAGGAAGAAACCGUUCCAGUUGACGAAAUCAUCUCCAGCUUCUAGGGAGGAAAUCGAAGCACAACGUGCAGAUGAUGAGCUGGAUUUCCAAAAACACAAAGCAGGAAAAAAGGCGAUAGACGAUGAAUAUCGCAAGUUAGACGAAAAAGAAGACCCACAACAACCUGACGGUACUCAUCUUUCUCUUUCUCGGGCUGAAAGUGAUGCCAUUACUUUGCCAAUUCGAGAGGGUUUACCAGAGAAAGAGGAGCCGACACUGACAGUGUUGUUGGUUGAAGACAAUGAUAUCAAUUUGCAAAUACUGGUUGCACAUAUGAAGAAAGAAGGAUACAGGUACACGAUUGCCCGCAAUGGUUUGGAGGCGUUGAACACUUUCAAAGCCCAUCCUAGAAAAUUUGGAGUGGUCCUGAUGGAUAUCUCCAUGCCUAUAAUGGAUGGGUUCGAAUCUACUCGACUUAUUCGCAAGGCUGAGCGAGAAUAUCAGAAGACGCUCCAUAUCUCUGCACAAGAAUCAUUUACACCUGCGACUAUCGUCGCUAUGACCGGCCUCGCGAGUGCUAGUGCUCAACACGAAGCUUAUGGGUCCGGAAUGGACCUCUUUUUAACGAAACCGAUCCGACGAAAAGAAUUAUUCACGGUAUUGAAUGAGAGAAGCCCAGGCGAGGUCGAGAAACCUUCUCAAUGA
Molecule: messenger RNA, 4008 nt
Organism: Penicillium expansum
Lineage: Eukaryota; Fungi; Ascomycota; Eurotiomycetes; Eurotiales; Aspergillaceae
Product: putative sensor histidine kinase/response regulator
Exons: 3
Coding region: 1-4008 (1335 amino acids)
Biological process (GO): phosphorelay signal transduction system; phosphorylation
Molecular function (GO): phosphorelay sensor kinase activity
Source: RefSeq, a predicted model, not a curated record